Molecule: messenger RNA, 1479 nt
Organism: Labeo rohita (rohu)
Lineage: Eukaryota; Metazoa; Chordata; Actinopteri; Cypriniformes; Cyprinidae
Gene: tmem54a
Product: transmembrane protein 54a
Exons: 7
Coding region: 118-927 (269 amino acids)
Source: RefSeq, a predicted model, not a curated record
CUUCCUAAAAAUUCAGGCUGUGAGGAGAUUUACGUUGCAUUAAUUAGAGUCAGGUGAUUAAGUCCAGGUGUUCGGGUUUACUUCAUUAGCUUGCAUUCACUACAGAGACUGAUACUAAUGCAGCGUCAUCUGCAGGGCGGUCAGGACAGGUGCGCGAGCGGACAGGGAGUGGCCAUGCACACAGGUGAACGGGAAGAAGGAAGACAGCCUGAGAGGCACGGUAUUUGUUGUGGCAGUCUGAAGGAUGAUAAGAUCCUGAUGAAGAUGGGUUUGGGACUGGUACUGCUGGGUCAUGUGAACUUCUUGUUGGGGGCACUGGUACACGGAGCUGUGCUCAGGCACAUAAAGGUGUUCACAUGGAACAAGACACUCGUUUACCCCAUCUCCAAUGUCAUCGCUCUUGUGGCAGGACUUAUGGCAAUUAUUGGUGGAAUCUCGGCUAUUGUUCUCUCAAAGAACAAGAAAAACCAGCUCCUGAGUUGGUUUCUACUAGUUGUGAGUGUCUUGGCUAUUCUCUUGGGUGCCGCCUCUGCAGUAGGAAUUACUAUGGCCACAGUGAGGGCCAUAAUGUGGGAAGGACGCACUCUGUUUACCCACUGCGACCUGCCUGCCAACAUGACCUACUACAGCAUCACAAAUGAAUGCCCUUUUGACCCCACACGCAUCUAUGGUACUACAUUAAUCCUAUGGUUUCCAUUGAUUCUGAUGUCAAUGGUGGAGGUUGUGUUCUCUUGUCGCUGUUUCUUGGCCUGCACUUCUUUCCUCCGGUUGCGCUGCCCAUGGAGGAGAAAUGUCAGGGUGCGUAUCCAGCUGCCAGAAGAGACCGCACUGCCACCAGCAUACGAUCCAGACGAGGAGGAGCCAACAGAACAGAACGAACUACUUGACAAAGAUACGGUUGCUGUGGCGACUAGUGACUGGCUGUAAUUCAUAACUGUACAUUAUAUGGACAAUAGGUGCUUUUCUGAAUUGCUGUGUAACAGUGGAGCAAAAAAUACCAGGUGCCAAUGCACAUAAAACAUAAAAAGUGGCUAGCAGCUGAAGAAAGGUGGUGCUCUGACAUCUUAGCCUUAGAUUGGCACUAAUGAUGUGUGUUCUUCCUCAUUCUUAAAGGGUCAUACUGUGUGACCAAGGCAAAUACAAUUGGUUUCACCAAGUAAAGUGCACAAUGUUUUAUGUAUUAAUGAGCAUGUAUGAUGCACUUGUUUUAUGUUAGAUAUUUUCUACACUAAAGGGAUUCCUUGUUACAAUACAUUUAUGUAAAAUAUUUUUCUAUUUAAAAAUGAGUUUCUGAAAUUGCUCCUAAUAGGAAUGACGGGUCAAAUAUAUACGUCUGUAAGUAUCUUGUCUAUUGUCCUCUUUUCUACUCAUUUUAUUCCUCACUUGUGCUUAGACACUGUCCACAAAAGUUUUGGGAAAUGAUCAAAAAUAUAUUUGUUCAUUUUCUCAAAGUCUACAUGCAUUAGAGCUGUAAUUGGC